Huiozyma naganishii CBS 8797 is the source of this 2373-nucleotide messenger RNA. RefSeq names its product Gef1p (gene GEF1). The coding region runs from base 1 to 2373 and encodes 790 amino acids. The record is from RefSeq and is a predicted model, not a curated record. Gene Ontology annotation, biological process: intracellular copper ion homeostasis; chloride transport; transmembrane transport. Gene Ontology annotation, molecular function: voltage-gated chloride channel activity. The transcript has a single exon. Gene Ontology annotation, cellular component: Golgi apparatus; early endosome; membrane. NCBI's taxonomy places the organism in Eukaryota, Fungi, Ascomycota, Saccharomycetes, Saccharomycetales, Saccharomycetaceae.
AUGUCUUCAGUGGUGAACGCCCCCGUGGAGGAGAGUGAUCCCACGAAAAUGUACAAUAGGGAAAAGAUAGCAGAGACACAGAACCUGGACCAGUUUUUGACCAUUGAUAGAAUUGCCGAGGAGCAGAUCCCCGUUCUGUCUGCCGUCUUGCAUCCUAGGGAGGCAAGAUUCUACGAUGUCGAUGAUUUAGAGAGGCAUGUGCUGAAUUCGCGGUACCAGUUCUACAGAAGUGUUUUGUGGAACAGGAGCAGGCAGUUUAUCACUUUAACAGCAAUGGCGGUCGCCAUUGGGUUCUUUGCAGCAUUUGUACAGAUAUUCACAGAAACGCUGGUCAAUUGGAAGAGCGGCCACUGCCAAAGAAAUUUUCUUUUGAACAAGUCAUUCUGCUGCGCUGUGGUCGACCCGUUCCCGGAUGCCAAAGUUUCUGCCCCGACCUUCCAGCGUAGAAACGACUGGCAGUGCGUGGAUGAGGGCGUCUGGAUAGAAUGGUCAGGUGCAGUAGCGCCCUUUUUCAUUUUCACGACGCUGUCCGUUCUAUUCGCACUGAUCAGCACACUGCUAGUGAAAUACGUGGCCCCCAUGGCGACCGGGUCUGGGAUCUCAGAGAUCAAAGUCUGGGUGUCAGGGUUCGAGUACAAAUCUGAAUUCUUAAGCGGUAUAACGUUGCUAGUGAAAAGUGUCGCUUUGCCGCUGGCAAUCUCGUCAGGGCUGAGCUUGGGGAAGGAGGGCCCCUCGGUGCACUAUGCGACCUGCUGCGGAUACGUAGUGAGCAAGUGGAUACUGCGGGAUAAAUUGACGUACAAGAGACAAUUCGAGUACUUGACCGCCGCGGGCGGUGCUGGUGUUGCCGUGGCGUUCGGGGCCCCCAUUGGUGGUGUUCUGUUCGGGCUUGAGGAGUUAUCCUCCGCUACAGAUUUUAACACGGACGCCCUAUGGAAGUCUUACUACGUGGCUUUGAUCGCUGUGACAACUUUAAAAUGUAUCAACCCGUUCAGAAACGGGAAGAUCAUUCUGUUCAAUGUCAGUUACGAUAAAAACUGGAAAAUCGCAGAGAUCCCAGUGUUUAUAGCUUUGGGGGUCUUUGGAGGGUUAUACGGGAAGUAUAUCAGCAAACUGAAUAUCAGCUACGUUAACUUCAGGAAAAGAUACCUCAGCUCGUGGCCUAUUCAAGAGGUGGUGAUAUUAGCCCUCGUCACCGCACUGCUGUCCUAUUUCAACGAAUUCUUGAAACUGGAUAUGACCGAGAGUAUGGGGAUCCUGUUCCAUGAGUGUACUUCGAACGAUCACAGUUCACCAUUUGCACACCGGUUGUGCUUCCUGGAUGAGCACACCCACGUAUUGAGCUUCCUGCAGACCUUUCUGUCCCUCUGUUUCGCAACUUUUGUGAGGGCCGCGCUAGUUAUUGUAUCCUACGGCGCCCGGGUCCCAGCCGGUAUCUUUGUUCCCUCGAUGGCUGUCGGUGCCACUUUUGGUCGUGCGGUGAGUCUCUUUGUGGAACGGUUCAUCAGUGGUACGAACACGAUAACACCAGGCGCGUACGCGUUUUUAGGUGCUGCGGGGACACUCUGCGGGAUCACCAAUCUAACAUUGACCGUUGUGGUUAUCAUGCUGGAAUUGACUGGUGCAUUCAUAUACAUCAUACCGACCAUGCUUGUGGUUGCAAUCACGAGAAUUAUAAUGAACUUCUCUGGGACGAAUGGUAUCUCUGACCAAAUGAUUAUUGUCAAUGGGUACCCGAUCUUAGAGCAAGAGGAGGUCGAAUCGCCGAAUGAGGGUUUCAUGGAGGAUUACUGUGCCGGGCAGAUCAUGUCCUCCGAUUUGAUCGUGCUGAGGGAAACAAUGCGGGUCUCGGAAUUAGAGUCUUUAAUCUACGAAUCCAACCACUCGCAACCCGUGGUCAACGGGUUCCCCAUUGUGAGGGGCGAGACGGGCAAAUCUGGUGAUGAGAGAAUUUGCAUUGGGUACGUUUUGAGACGUCACAUUAUGAAGAAAUUGAUCCAACAGGACACAACCAGCAACGACUCGCACACGACUUUGGUGCAUUUCUCCAAAGAGUUCACAGAGGAGACAGCAUCCGAGUUGAGUUUUGCCGAUAUCGUCAACUCGUCACCCGUCACCGUAAAACCGGACAUCUCCUGUGCGAUGCUAUACAGGAUGUUCCAACACCUGGGCUGCAAAGCCAUCAUGGUGGAGGCCAAGGGUUUUUUACAAGGCAUUCUAACGAGCAAAGACAUCAUCAAAUUUGAACGAUACUUGAGCAGGGAGAGGUGUGGACCACGUUACAAAUUCAACGAUGCAUUGGACCAACAAGUCUGGUCAUUUAUUCAUCCAAUAAUAAGAAGAUUUAGUAGAAUGGGAUCUGGUGGAUCAUGA